Pieris macdunnoughi is the source of this 369-nucleotide messenger RNA. The record is from the annotation of a GenBank genome assembly. NCBI's taxonomy places the organism in Eukaryota, Metazoa, Arthropoda, Insecta, Lepidoptera, Pieridae.
AUGGCUUCCUUGUGUAGACAAAUUGUCCGCGGAAAUGCUCUCAAAAGUGUGUUAUUUUCGUCUGCUCGACGGGGAUACGCAGAUAAAAUGAUGGUAGACCCCAUGGAACAUGCCACUGGAUUGGAAAAAAGAGAAUUGGUAGCUCUUCAGUCAGGCAAUGAUGAUCCUUUUAACAUGAAGGUACUGAAGAAGGCUGCUGGCACCCGUGACAACCCUACACUUGUUCCUUCCUGCUUUGAUGCUCGUAUUGUUGGAUGCAUAUGUGAAGAACACUCUACAAGUAUCAACUGGCUUUGGGUGCACAAGGAACAUCCCCGCCGCUGUGAGUGUGGUCACUGGUACAAAUUGAUCGAAAAAACACCUCUGUAA